AUGGAAUCCAACAGAUCCUCUAGAACCAGCUCCAUUUCAGAAGAAGAGAUGAAUAGUCUCAAAGAAGCUUUUGCAUUGUACGACACCAACCACAACGGUGCUAUCGACCUCCAGCAGUUUGCUAACAUCCUCAAAAGCUUGAAUAUCGAGACAAAUGAUGACAAGUUGGAUGUUCUUUUGAAAAAAGUGGAUAAAAAUCAUGACAGUGAAAUUGAUUUUGAUGAAUUUGUGAGUGCCAUGACACAUCUAUUGACUCAAGACACGGAGAUCUCAAGCGAGCCCGAGAGUCUCAGACGAUGGAAGACAUACCCUGAACCUGAGGCCCAAGAAUCAAAUAAGAAAAACAAGGACAAAUCACAUUAUUCUCGCAGAAUGAGCGUACAUGAGACUGACGACUUGAAGCUCUGCUUUGCUAAAUUCGACAAGAACGGCGAUGGACAAAUCUCAGAAGAGGAACUCAAGGAAGUGAUGGGUGGAUUGGGCGAAAAGUUGACAGAUGCCGAAAUCAAGGACAUGAUGCACGAUGCUGAUACAAAUCAAGAUGGUUUUAUCGAUUUUGAAGAAUUCAAGGCAUUAAUGCCUUCAAAGAAAAAUUAG
Mucor velutinosus is the source of this 597-nucleotide messenger RNA. RefSeq lists its product as uncharacterized. Gene Ontology annotation, cellular component: trans-Golgi network membrane. Gene Ontology annotation, molecular function: calcium ion binding. The record is from RefSeq and is a predicted model, not a curated record. Bases 1 to 597 code for a protein of 198 amino acids. NCBI's taxonomy places the organism in Eukaryota, Fungi, Mucoromycota, Mucoromycetes, Mucorales, Mucoraceae. The transcript has 2 exons.